Messenger RNA from Mesorhabditis belari, 990 nucleotides. The record is from the annotation of a GenBank genome assembly. NCBI's taxonomy places the organism in Eukaryota, Metazoa, Nematoda, Chromadorea, Rhabditida, Rhabditidae.
AUGAGGAAUCCACUGUGGAGGAUACUCGUGCUGGCCACGUGUCUCUUCUUGGUGUCAGCCUUCGAUGACGAUGAAUUGGCUAUCGAAGUGGACGAAGGAAUGGAUGAGGAAGAGACGAUUUCGGGAUUAGCGAAAGCUGGCGUAUCUAUCGAUGAAUUGAGCAAAAUCCGGACUACAUCCAGUUCGGCCGUCCGAGAAAUCCGACAUCACCCGGGAGAGGAAUUCACUGAUGAAGUGAAGAAACCGAUUGUAACUCCCAAUGACGUCCAAGCCGAGGAAUGGUACCAACAAGCUUUGCGAUUUCUGGAGAAAGGACGCCCACAGGGAAUUGAGGCGAGAAAGGCGGCAUAUCGAUUACUUGAAGAAGCCAAAGAAUAUGGACAUCGAGACAGCAUGAAAUUAAUGGCAUUUGCUCAUCUAUUCGGGGAUCGGGUACGUUGGUCAAUUGAUGAAUCAAAACGUUUAUUCGAGGAAUUAGCACAAACUGGCUCUCCCGAUGCCCAACUUGGACUCGGCUUCAUGCAUGCUACGGCGGUUGGGAUGACAAAGAGUGAUCAAGCAAAAGCCCUCAUCUACUACACGUUUGCGGCUCUUGGUGGACAGCCUCUCGCACAGAUGGCCGUCGGAUAUCGCUAUUUGUAUGGAAUCGGUGUUCCACAAAACUGCGAACAAGCGUUGACAUAUUAUCAGAAGGUGGCAAAGAAGGUGGCGGAUGCAGUGAAGUUCUCGACAAGUCCAUCCAUUCAACGAUUACGUCUUACUGAUGAAUUGGAAGGAUCGGUGAGUGCCUCCGGAGGCCCGAUGGACCAAAACCUCAUCGAGUAUUACAAAUUUUUGGCGGACAAAGGUGAUGUCGCUGCUCAGGUUGGACUCGGACAACUAUUUCUCACUGGUAGUAAAGGCGUUGAACAAGAUUUUGAUGAAGCUCACAAGUAUCGUUUGGCUUUAAUUAGUUCAUACAUUUUUUUUCCGGUUUUUCACAAUUGCCGC